This is a messenger RNA of Pyrus x bretschneideri (Chinese white pear), 925 nucleotides long. RefSeq names its product stigma-specific STIG1-like protein 3. Bases 120 to 572 code for a protein of 150 amino acids. The record is from RefSeq and is a predicted model, not a curated record. NCBI's taxonomy places the organism in Eukaryota, Viridiplantae, Streptophyta, Magnoliopsida, Rosales, Rosaceae. The transcript has a single exon.
CCAACCCUAUAUGCUUCUUCAUCCAAAACAUUCAUACAUACGUUCAUUACCAUCUUCUCUUCCUUCAGAAAUCUCUCCCCUUAUACAUAAAAUACACCCGACUACGCAAACAAAACAUCAUGAAAGCCUUCAAGGUUUUUCUUGUGCUUGCCAUGCUAAUGGCUUUAGCCAUUACUCUCUCUGCAAUACCGGACCAAGAAGAAUCGUUCUUGGACAAGGAAAAUAACGAUACAGAUGAUGCAACCGAAAGCAUGCAGUCAGAAAAAACUACUUCUCUUACCGGAAGAAGCCGCUUCCUUGCCUCCCGGGCCGCUGUGCCCACAUGCGACAAAUACCCUAGAGUUUGUCGGGCGACGGGCAGCGCAGGGCGAGAUUGCUGCAAGAAGAAAUGCGUGGAUACGAACACGGACAGAGUAAACUGUGGCAUGUGUGGGAAGAAAUGCAAGUACGGGGAGACAUGCUGCAAAGGCAAGUGUGUGAACCCUAGGUCUGACAAGAAAAAUUGUGGGAGCUGCAACAACAAGUGCAAGAAAGGCAGUUCAUGUGUCUAUGGGAUGUGCAGCUAUGCAUGAUAAUUAUGAUGUCUUCAUGAUGCCAUCAGCAGAUAAAUUAUUCUACUCGAUCUAUAUAUUGCAAUGAGUGUUUGGGGGGUACAACUAUACUUGAAAUUCUUCCGGUUACCAACUGGUGGAGGCUUAGCCAAUUAAUUAUUGUUUAUUAUUAAUUGAUUAUUUCUUUUAUUACAAUGUACCUAAAGAAUACGUAAUUUGUUAGAGAAGGAGGAUCCGACCCGGAUUCAGUUUCCUCUUAGGGUUAGUAUUGUGUUUCCUUGUUCUUGUGUGCUUCGUAAUUUUAGUAUGUUAAGAAAUCUUGCUUUGUACACCAAGUUACUAUUUUAAUAAAUUACAAUUAUUAAAUUCUCUCA